Molecule: messenger RNA, 3304 nt
Organism: Erinaceus europaeus (western European hedgehog)
Lineage: Eukaryota; Metazoa; Chordata; Mammalia; Eulipotyphla; Erinaceidae
Gene: LPO
Product: lactoperoxidase
Exons: 14
Coding region: 320-2455 (711 amino acids)
Biological process (GO): response to oxidative stress
Molecular function (GO): heme binding; thiocyanate peroxidase activity
Source: RefSeq, a predicted model, not a curated record
CACAGACAGAGCUGACCUGAGCGUCUCACCCCAUCUCAGCUUCUGCCUCAGCCUUCCAGAGCAUGUUAGCCAUGCACACCCCUAAAUCAUCUGGGUGGAGUCCAAGAUGUAUGUAGGGGGAACUCCUUCAAUUACGUUUCCUCGUGCACCUGCCUGCAGUCAAAGGGUGUUUCCUGCUGUACCUGGGUGUCACCUUCUAUACCCCUUUCCUUCUUGGCCAUUCCCAGAAGUACAGUCUUGGCACACAGUAUAAAAGCUCCUCCACGCAGAGCAACUUGCUCAGCUUCUACUAAGUAGGAGAUCAAGGCACUUGGCAGAGAUGAUGGUCCUUGUCCUUCUCCCAGCUUUCCUGGCCUCCCUGACUGUGAUCCAGGUCACAGCAUCUGCCACAAGAGAGCAAACCACCAGCACCGCUGCCAUCUCUGAUAUUGUGAGUCAGGCCAAGGUCCAAGUAAACAAGGCCUUCUUGGAUUCCCGGACCAGGCUGAAGACUGCCAUGAGCACUGAGGCACCCACCACGAGACAGCUCUCAGAGUACCUCAAGCAUGCUAAAGGCCAGACGCGAACAGCCAUCCGCAACGGGCAGGUGUGGGAGGACUCUUUCAAGAAAUUGAAGCAGAAAGUGAGCUUGACCAACACCACAGACUCCAGCCUGGACUUGACUGCACUGUCUAGGGAGGUGGGCUGUGAUGUCCCUGCCCCAGUGGUGAGAUGUGACAACAGCACUUACCGCACCAUUACAGGAAAUUGUAACAACAGGAGGAACCCCGAGCUAGGCGCUGCCAACAGGGCGCUGGCGCGCUGGCUGCCCGCGGAGUACGAGGACGGAAUCUCUCUGCCCUUCGGGUGGACGCCGGGGAGGACGCGGAACGGCCACCCACUCCCGCUGGCCCGUGAAGUAUCCAACCAGAUUGCAAGCUACCUGGGGGAGGAGAAUGUUCUGGACCAGAGCUGGUCGCUGCUGCUCAUGCAGUGGGGUCAGAUUGUGGACCACGACCUGGACUUUGCUCCGGACACUGAGCUGGGGAGCAGCCAGUACUCCAAAGCACAGUGUGAUGAGUACUGUAUCCAAGGAGGCAACUGUUUCCCCAUCAUAUUUCCACCCAAUGACUCCAAGGUGAAGACUCAAGGGAAGUGUAUGCCUUUCUUCAGAGCUGGGUUUGUUUGCCCCAUUGCACCUUACCAGUCCCUGGCCCGGGAGCAGAUCAAUGCCCUGACCUCCUUCCUGGAUGCCAGCUUAGUGUAUGGGCCUGAGCCCAGCCUAGCCAUCCGCCUUCGCAACCUCAGCAGCCCCCUGGGCCUCCUGGCUGUCAACCAGGAGGUCUCAGACCACGGCCUGGCCUACCCACCCUUUGACAACAAGAAGCCAAGUCCCUGUGAGUUCAUCAACACCACUGCCCGAGUGCCUUGCUUCCUGGCAGGAGAUUCCCGAGCCUCAGAACAGAUCCUGCUGGCCACUUCCCACACUCUCUUGCUCCGAGAGCACAACAGGCUGGCCACAGAGCUGCAGAGACUCAACCCACAGUGGGAUGGAGAGACGCUCUACCAGGAAGCCCGCAAAAUUCUGGGGGCCUUCAUGCAGAUUAUCACUUUUCGGGACUACCUACCCAUUGUGCUGGGUGAUGAGAUGCAGAAGUGGAUCCCUCCCUACCAAGGCUACAACAAAUCUGUGGAUCCCCGAAUUGCCAAUGUCUUCACCUUUGCCUUCCGCUUUGGCCACCUGGAGGUCCCUUCCACUGUGUCCCGUCUAGAUGAGAAUUAUCAGCCAUGGGGGCCAGAAGCAGAGCUCCCGCUGCACACUCUUUUCUUCAACACCUGGAGGAUUGUUAAAGAUGGUGGAAUUGACCCCUUAGUGCGGGGUCUGCUAGCCAAGAAGUCCAAGAUGAUGAGACAGGAUAAGAUGAUGACAGGGGAGCUUCGCAACAAGCUGUUCCAGCCCACUCACAAGAUCCAUGGCUUUGACUUGGCUGCCAUCAACAUCCAGCGAGGUCGGGACCAUGGGAUGCCUGGAUAUAACUCCUGGAGAGGCUUCUGCGGCCUCUCGCAGCCACAGACACUGGAGGAGCUGAGUGUGGUGCUCAAGAACAAGAUAGUUGCAAAGAAACUGCUGGGUCUCUACAAGACUUCGAGCAACAUUGACAUCUGGAUAGGGGGUGCUGCUGAGCCCUUGGUAGGAAAGGGCCGAGUGGGACCUCUCUUGGCUUGCCUCCUGGGCAAGCAGUUCCAGAAGAUUCGUGAUGGAGACAGGUUCUGGUGGGAGAAUCCUGGGGUCUUCACAGAGAAGCAGCGAAACUCUCUACAGAAAAUGUCCUUCUCACGCCUUGUUUGUGAUAAUACGCACAUCUCCAAGGUCCCACUAAACCCAUUCCAAGCCAAUAGCUACCCCCAAGACUUUGUGGAUUGUUCGACAAUUGAUAAGCUGGACCUCUCAGCCUGGGCUUCAGUGGUGAAUUAGGGGCUAGGGAGCCCCAUCUCCCCCCAUUGUGAUGUAAAACUUCCUUUGGUCCGUGAUAACAUUUCAAGUAAGUUCAACGGCCUGGCCUCUUACAGCCCCACAUCCUAGUCCCAACCCUCCUUUUCUAUUCUCACCAGGCACACAUCUCCCUCUAGGUCCACCAUCUCAAUCAUUUCAGAGGGUGCACUGGACUGUCACUGUUCCCUCCCCAUGUCCUCGGCCUAUGGCAGUCCUCCCCUCUACCAUGACUUAGACCCUGUGAGAAGCCCUCUCAGUCGGGGUAGUCAGGUGCCACCCAGCCUCUUGAGACUGUGAUCUUUGUACCUUUACAUUUCCUCCAGUCCUGUUAAACUAGAUUGUAAGCUCUUUGGCCAGGGAUGCAGCAUAUAGUAAUCACUCAAUAAACAUAUGAUGAUUGAUUAAAGAUGCUGGCAAUGAUGCUGUUCCCUUCUGGAAGACAGGCCUUAGACUCACCACCAAGUAUUUAGGUGUUUGAAGUCCAGAUGAAUCUUUCCACUCAGAUACCCUGUAUAUGGGUCCGUGGGGAUUAGUGGACAUAGUUGGGUGGUAUUUCAAAGAACUUUCCAAGAAACAAGAAGAUAGGAUUUUCUGGGACAAGAAGCCGUGCUCAUGGAGUAGUAAGAGAAGAUUUGGGCCUGCCUUCCCAUCACAGCUCUGCUCUUUCUCUCCCAAAGGACAACAUUUUGGUCCCUCUGCUUUCUACCACCAAGCACAGAGUGAGCCUAUAGAAAUUAUUUUCUUGUGGUCUGGGAGGUGGCACAGUGGUAAAUUUUUGGACUCUCAAGCAUGAGGUCCCGAGUUCGAUCCCCGGCAGCACAUGUGCCAGAG